AUGUCACAGCAUGACCUUCCUGAUGAUGAUCCCGACGAGCUGAGUGGAGUGCAACCGAAUGACUUGAUGAUUCCUGUGCAUGUCAAUGGGAGGUAUCGGCUGAAAGACAAAGUAGGGUCAGGUGCUUAUGGCGAAGUGUAUCAUGCAAGUGAUAUCAUUGGCGACGGUGAUGUGGUUGUCAAGCUUCAAUGUAUUACUGGCACCACCACCACCAGCUUGGAGCACGAGUAUAAUGUGCUCAGGCAACUUGGUGAUACUGUUGGCAUCCCCCAUGUCCACUGGUUUGGACGGGAGGACAGUUAUGAUGCCCUAGUCCUUGAUCGUCUUGGACAGUCGCUUGAGAGUGUAUUCAAGGAAUAUCAACACUCAUUCAGCUACAACACUAUAGUCUGCCGCCUCCAGUACAUUCACUCCAUACACUUCAUUCAUCGCGACUUGAAGCCCACCAACAUUCUUAUCGGAACUGGCAAGGAUGCGCACAAGAUUUUUCUUGUCGACUUUGGCAUUUCCAAACAAUACAGAUGUCCACGCACUCACCUCCAUAUUGCAUUCAAACAAACCGCCUCCUUGACAGGAACUCCAGCUUUCACAUCCAUCAAUAGCCAUGCAGGUAUGGAGCUAGGACGUCAUGAUGAUAUUGAGUCCCUCGCAUACCUCUUAAUCCACCUAUUUCGUGGAUCUCUACCUUGGCUUUGCUGUAGUGGCAUCUCUGACAAGCAAGUUGUUGAGAUGAAGUAUGAUACGAUGAAGUUGUGCCAAGACCUUCCUGAAGAGGUUAAACAGAUCCUCACCUAUUCACGUUCCCUCUCGUUUGACCAGAAACCAGACUAUGCAUUCUUAUGUCGCCUUCUUCAGCGCAUCAACAGUACAUCUGAGUCUUGCCAGCAGGACCAUGUACCCAACUGGUCCACUGUUUCCCCCGCACCUUGCAAGACCCCCAAUGGCAAUGCAGAUUCCACCAUGCCCCGCCGCUCAUGUCAUUUGAAGGUGCAGGCUUCUUCUCUGUGCGCUAUGUAUUCCCUGCGCAGCAACCGCCACCCUUGGACUGUACAGAAAUAA
This is a messenger RNA of Suillus bovinus, 1059 nucleotides long. Its product is annotated as kinase-like protein. The transcript has 4 exons. Lineage: Eukaryota; Fungi; Basidiomycota; Agaricomycetes; Boletales; Suillaceae. The coding region runs from base 1 to 1059 and encodes 352 amino acids. Gene Ontology annotation, cellular component: cytoplasm; nucleus. Gene Ontology annotation, molecular function: ATP binding; protein serine/threonine kinase activity. The record is from RefSeq and is a predicted model, not a curated record. Gene Ontology annotation, biological process: signal transduction; endocytosis; peptidyl-serine phosphorylation.